Molecule: messenger RNA, 1346 nt
Organism: Coccidioides immitis RS
Lineage: Eukaryota; Fungi; Ascomycota; Eurotiomycetes; Onygenales; Onygenaceae
Exons: 2
Coding region: 1-519 (172 amino acids)
Source: RefSeq, a predicted model, not a curated record
AUGAAUUUCAAGGCUAAGAAUCUUACAUAUGACAAGAAUGAACCCGCCUUUCUUCGCAGACUUCGAAGUCAGUAUGGCGAUGGAACGGGUGAACGCCACGGGCGGUCCAAUGUGCGUCCUAUUAAGGCGAAAGACCCCGAUGCGGACGAUGAACCUACCUACGUCGAUGAAGAGAGUAAUGAAGUGAUUUCAAAGGAGGAAUACCAAGCGAUGCUAAGGAAUGCAGAAGAGAACACAAGUGAACAGCCAACGAGCAGGCCGGAGAAUGGUGACCAGAACCAAAACAGCACCAGCGAUAAAACUCACGAGAAGGCCACAGAGCCACCGGAAUUGGCUCCUAGCCAGAAGGUUGCGGAGAUAGGAGGUGCAAAGAAGAAAAAAUUGGCGAGAGUCAUUGCAGAUGAUGAUGAUGAUCAGACAGCUAAGAAAGAUGCCCAAGUAAAGGUUACCGGUCCGCCGAAAAAGAGGCAAAAGAAAAAGAAAAUUAAAUUGUCAUUUGAUGAAGAAACGGAAACAUGAUAUUUGAGGCAGAUACAGUCUGGCUUCAACUAUCUGUCGCGGAGCGUUGCCUCGCGUUGCCUGUGGAUCCAAUCCCUGGGUUUAUGCAAAAUUUCGAAGCAAACCCCCCCCAAAAAACCCAUCGACCGAACCCGUCUGGUACUCAAAGCCAUUUCGCAGAUGGAAACUUAGUCUUUGCAAGUGCCGCGAACGGUCUUUGCAGUGUCUGCUAUCUAAUUAUUACCUGCGACGCUCCAAAGAUUUGACGGCCAUAGGGGUUAAAUACCCUCAGUGGCCAGGUCAAGGGCGUACUUGACAAGAGGAAACUGCGUAUGUUAUCAAAGUCAUGUUCAUUGCUUGUCCUAAGACGUCUUGGAUUGUUGCUCGCGGUCCAUACGCCUGCUCAAAACCCCUUGCCACCUACGUGCCGAGCGGUUGAAAUUCUGAAGCAUAGGCAUCGAUUUCCAAGAUACGUUGCAUCAAAUUAUGCUCCCUCAAGUCAACAGACUACCUAGGAAUAGAGUCCCGUAUCCUGGGCAAACCAUCACCAAACUGUACCCACCCUAAUCCCUUAGGGUCAGUACUUAGGAAAAAUUUCUCCAGAGAUACUCGAGAUCACUUGAAAACCAUAGAACUUCUGUUAUUAGCCUCUACAAUUUAGAGCAUUCAGCUCCAUUAUCUUGCACAGAGAUGUGACAUGCACAAGCUGAAUUCAUGUCGUGGUUUCCGGCCACCUUCGCAACCUGUUGUACACAUAAUGAGUCAUUUCCAUGGCCAUCAUCUGGAUCUCAAGGUGGCACUGAUGUAUAGCUGAGGGGAAGAAAAAUUAAUUGAUAUAGUGUAUUCAA